GAAUAUAGUUAUAGUUUUUUCUUCCACUUUUUAAUACUCUUUGGUGGAAAAAACCGAACAACUAUUUCUUUCUCCAGUACUAAAGAUGAAUAGCCUCAAUUUUGAACAUGAACUAAACCUGCAUACUUCUUCCCAUAACUCAAAUCUGCUAGAUCCCGAGGAGUUUAGGCGGCAAGGCCACAUGAUCAUAGACUUCCUUGCUGAUUACUAUGCAGAUAUCGAGAAAUAUCCAGUCCUAAGCCAAGUGGAACCAGGAUAUCUCCAUAAACGCUUGCCAAAGUCCACCCCGCAUGAUUCAGAACCCAUCAAAACCAUUCUCCAAGACGUGCAAGACCAUAUUGUACCUGGUAUAACGCAUUGGCAAAGCCCUAACUUCUUUGCCUACUUCCAAUGCACAAGUAGCAUAGCAGGGUUUCUCGGUGAGAUGCUUUGCACUGGAUUCAAUGUGGUCGGAUUCAACUGGAUCGCAUCCCCAGUUGCGACUGAACUGGAGACGAUAGUCAUGGAUUGGCUUGGAGAGAUGCUCAACCUGCCAAAGUCUUUUCUUUUUUCUGGCAAUGGUGGCGGUGUGAUACAAGGGACUACUUGUGAGGCCAUUUUGUGCACAUUGGUCGCUGCUAGGGAUCAAAUGCUCUGCCGAAUAGGGAGAGAGAAUGCGGGAAAGCUGGUGGUUUAUGGGUCUGACCAAACACAUAGCGCACUCCAAAAAGCGGCACAAAUAGCAGGAAUCCACCCAAAGAAUUUCAGAGCCAUCAAGACCACUAAGUCAACAUCGUUUGCGCUCUCACCGGACUCUCUACGGUCCACAAUUUGUGCAGAUAUAGAAGCAGGCCUAGUCCCAUUGUACCUGUGUGCCAAUUUGGGGACAACAUCAACAACUGCAAUUGAUCCAUUAGGGUCGUUAUGUGAUGUGGCAAAAGAUUAUGGCCUUUGGGUCCACGUUGAUGCUGCUUAUGCAGGAAGUGCUUGCAUUUGUUCUGAGUUCCGGCAAUUCAUGGAUGGCAUUGAGGCUGCAAACUCACUCAGUCUCAAUGCACAUAAAUGGCUCUUCACCACUUUAGAUUGUUGUUGCCUUUGGGUUAAAGAUCCGAGCGCCUUGAUAAAAUCACUAUCAACGAACCCCGAGUUCUUGAGAAAUAAAGCCUCUGAUUCAAAGCAAGUGAUCGACUAUAAAGACUGGCAGAUAACUCUAAGCCGAAGAUUCCGAGCGUUAAAGUUAUGGUUCGUGCUUAGAAGCUAUGGAGUGGCUAACCUGAAGAACUUCAUGAGAAGUCAUGUUGAAAUGGCCAAGCUUUUUGAAGGGCUUGUGGCAAUGGACAAGAGGUUUGAGAUUGUGGUCCCUAGGAAUUUUGCCAUGAUCUGUUUCAGGGUUCUGCCAUCAACAAUGGGUAGGGGAGCAUAUCAAAAUGGUAAGGUGGUCGAUAAUGGUCAAAAGUUACUAAAAGAAGAGAUCACUACUGCAAAUGAGCUUAACCAGAAGUUAUUGGAGUCCAUGAACGCGUCAGGACGUGUUUACAUGACUCAUACCGUACUUGAAGAUAUGUAUGUAAUACGGUUUGCAGUUGGUGCAAGUCUGGUAAAGGAAAGGCACGUCGUCAUGGCUUGGAAAGUGGUACAGGAGCAUGCGACUGCCAUACUAAGCAACAACUAAAAUGCUUAAUUAGCCUCUCUAAUUGCAUGCCAGACAACGAGGUACAUUAAUUUAGGAGGCCAUGCUUGCGUGACAGUGCCACUUGGUCGUGUUCGAAAACGUAUAAGUAGAAAGAGAGGAAGCAAAUUAUGAUCUCUGGAAUAAAAUAAAAUAAAAAUUAAGCUAUAGCCAUUUAUAAUUACUGUAUUUUCCGCUUUGUGUUGGUGUUCAGGUUCCUUAAUUUCGGGUUGUAAUGAAAAUAAAUGAAGGUUGUCUAUAUAGUUUAAAAAUAAAUGAAAAUAAA
Molecule: messenger RNA, 1934 nt
Organism: Juglans microcarpa x Juglans regia
Lineage: Eukaryota; Viridiplantae; Streptophyta; Magnoliopsida; Fagales; Juglandaceae
Product: phenylacetaldehyde synthase-like
Exons: 1
Coding region: 86-1651 (521 amino acids)
Biological process (GO): amino acid metabolic process
Molecular function (GO): pyridoxal phosphate binding; carboxy-lyase activity
Source: RefSeq, a predicted model, not a curated record